Fopius arisanus is the source of this 2470-nucleotide messenger RNA. RefSeq names its product knirps-related protein. Lineage: Eukaryota; Metazoa; Arthropoda; Insecta; Hymenoptera; Braconidae. The record is from RefSeq and is a predicted model, not a curated record. Gene Ontology annotation, molecular function: zinc ion binding; nuclear receptor activity; estrogen response element binding. Gene Ontology annotation, cellular component: nucleus; chromatin. The transcript has 3 exons. The coding region runs from base 317 to 1432 and encodes 371 amino acids. Gene Ontology annotation, biological process: regulation of transcription by RNA polymerase II.
ACGAGUCGUACCCUCCACUACGGAGUCAUUCACCCGUCGGUCAUCGUCGCAUCAACACUUUGUUUUUUUUUGUUUAUGUUUUUUUUUUUUUUUUGACACCCUAGUGGUCAGUUGGUGCAACAAUUAAAUCACUGGAGUGAAUGGUGAUUCUGUGAUUCCGUGACAUUCUGACAUUCAGUGAACGAAGUGACAUAUUUUUUUUUGUGAACUAUGAAUUUAAUUUUUUUCUCCACUGGACUCCAGUUUUUUUGGUAAUUUUUAUUUCACGGGGUUCUCUCUGGAUUGACUGGCACUCUGCGAGAAAUUGAAAGAAAAGAUGAAUCAACAGUGCAAAGUUUGUGGUGAGCCAGCAGCUGGUUUCCAUUUUGGUGCAUUCACGUGCGAGGGUUGCAAGUCAUUCUUCGGGAGAUCCUACAACAACUUGAGCAGCAUUUCGGAGUGCAAAAAUGGCGGCGAGUGCGUGAUAAACAAGAAGAAUCGGACAGCUUGCAAGGCGUGCAGAUUACGAAAAUGCCUGCUAGUCGGGAUGUCGAAGUCGGGAUCGAGAUACGGGAGAAGAUCGAAUUGGUUCAAGAUCCAUUGUCUGCUGCAGGAGCAGCAACAGCAGCAGCAGAAUCAAAUGACAGCGCAAAGGCAUCAGGCGAGUGCUAUGAGUUCGCCGAUUGGUAUACACACGACAUCCAGAAGCAAAGAGGACUCUGUGAUGCUGGGACUGGAUGAUUACAAGAACUCGACAUCACCGUCGAUCAGCUCACCGGAGUCUCACAACAGUGACAGCUCUGUUGAGGUCUCCGAGAGGAGAGCAGCCUACGGCCUGCACCCUGGCUUCAGGCCACUGCAUCCACACCUGCCACCAUCGGAUUUGUCAGCGCUUGGGAAGGAGAUGAUGAGCCUUCCUCUGGGCUUUCAUCUGGGUGGAAUGUCCUUGAUACCUCCGACCUUCCUGCCACCCCCGAGUCUCGCCAUGUUCUCACCCUAUCAUCUUUAUCCAGCGCAUCACGGCCUCGUUCCAAGUCACUCUGUCAGAUCACCACUUGGCAGCAGCAACACCACCACCAUCGGUUCCAACGACGACUGCACCAACAACAACAACAAUCGAUACACCGUUGACAAUAAUAAAUCUAAAAGUAAUGACGACUCGAGUGUUCCAGACACCUGCAACAAGAGGUUCUACUUGGAUGCUGUGCUGAAGAGCCAGAGGACAGCGUCAAGUCAUUCGCCGAUCUCUCAAAAAUCGAGAUCAGCUGAGCAAUCACCGCGGACAAGUCCAGACAGGGACACCCUCCCUCAGGACAAUCCCAUCGAUCUAUCCAUGAAGGCUAAUCUCAUAAGUCCCAGUGAUGAUUCUGACGAGGACAUCGAUAUGGAGGACAGCGAUCGUGAGAGUCCGCCCCUCAAGAGGCGACCGAUUGAUCUGACAACGAGAUCGUAAUAACACGCCAGAAGGACAUGAUCAUCACACCUGCAUAAUGCGAUGCAUGCUAAUUUCAAUGAAAUCAAUGUCUUUGGCUGGUUAAUUAGCCAUCGCCGAGAGAUCUCAAUGAGGAUAAACACGGUGGUUAAUGUUGAUGGUUGUACGUUGGCACGUGUUGAGUACGUGUUACAAGAAGCUGAGGUACACGUGUCCCAUGAAUGCAUCCACGUUUUAUCUUGCAACUUGGGGAGGGCUUCGAUUCCCUGUCGAUGUUUUUAAACGGUACACCUUCAUCGGGACCAUCUCUGUCUCGUUGAUUUUGUCCCCUUAUUCUCCCCAUCGUCUGGUAGAAUUACACCAUUCAGAUUGAUUCUGAUUGUCCAGUGUCCUCUGGGGAUCAAAGCGAUGGCAGGUGAUGGUUCCAGGUGAUGAUUCAAUGGGGCUCGUCGAGGAGUUAACGUUGAAACACUUGUCUUCCUGCUGGUAGGAGGGGGUUAUGAGCUGGACAAUACCUUUGCCACUGCGUUAUCCGUGGACACGAGCUCAUCUUGCCUUUACACAGGUUGGCUUUUAGCGGCUUGUACUUGUUUAGCAUUUUUGCUUCUUUAUUUCUCGUUUUUUUUUUCUCAUUCCCUCACCAGUCUUGGUUUUUUAACUCAUACCCUGGGCGGAAUUGCCUUGGAACAUGCGAAAUAGCUCCAUCGCAGGAUGACCAGGGCGAUAGCGAAGGGCUGGCCAGAAUAUUGAGGUUAUAGUGUGCAAUUAAUCCGGGGAUUCCCCGAAAAUUUGUAAAGGUUAGGGUUAGAUUAGGUUUGACGGAUGAAAAAUUGUGUAAAUAAGGAGUAAAUUCGUUGGGACCAAGGCCAGUUAGUUUUUUCUUUUGUUUAUUCAGGUGUAUAUAUUAGUUGGAUCGAUUAUAUCGCAUCUGUUUAGUUGUAAUCAUUAAUCAAAGUAUAAUUAUGGAGCGUCCAAAGACGCGUAAUUCAAUCGCACUUUGUAUUUAAGAUGUUUUAUUAUUUUGUAUGAUGAUAAAUAUAUGAAAAAUAGUGAAACCUG